This is a messenger RNA of Carassius carassius (crucian carp), 1921 nucleotides long. RefSeq names its product sciellin. The record is from RefSeq and is a predicted model, not a curated record. The transcript is spliced from 7 exons. Lineage: Eukaryota; Metazoa; Chordata; Actinopteri; Cypriniformes; Cyprinidae. The coding region runs from base 396 to 1646 and encodes 416 amino acids.
UGUGUGUGUGUGUGUGUGUGUGUGUGUGCACAUCCAAAAUUUGUUGUGUUCUGUUCUGUUGACUGAUGAAAGGAAAUAAUUAAUAAUUGUAUUCCUCCAGGUAUUCUGUUCCGGCCAAUACACAUAGCACACUGUAGUGUACAUCUGUCCAGAUAGAUGAAUAUUGUACCUAUGACAGUCCAUAAAACUUAAGAGAUCAGAGGGUCUUAGGUGCACCCCAUUUGUCUCACUUUGUCAUUGUUUCAACAGCAGAACAGAACACAGUGUUCCUGAACACUCAUAUUGUAAGCUGGACUGCAGACAAAGACCACGCAUACACACACACAUUAUUAUCUUACAUCGAAGAAACAAAUUCAAAGUUGACUGAAGGCCUGACUGAAGAAGAGGAUCUUGCCAUGUCCAGUGAGGUUAACAGGGAGGCUGUAUUCCAGGCGACAAAGGUUCGAACGCAUUUGAAAAAAGAUGGAAGCUGGAUCAACAGAUCUCAAAAUGUUGAGGACACACAGUCAGAUGUAAAAGCAAGUAAACAAAUAAAGUUAGGAAAACCCAAUAAUGUGUCAUCACUUGAAAGCAGUUUGGUCUCUUCCUCCAUCAUGCCACGUGCAGAGAGUACCACUCCCUCCUCCAGCCUUGACUCAUCCACACCCCCACAAAGCUCUAAUGUCAUGUCAGCAUUAAGGAAAUUUGAUGCACAUCCUGUCCUUGAGGACUCCAGGAGAGCACAUGUAGGGAAAGCAGUGGAGACAUCCAUAGUCAAAGCCACAGAGCAACCACUGAAGACACCAGCAGAUACUUCUGUAAAGGAAAUAGUGAAAAAACCAGUCACCAUACCUGUAGAGGAACCAUUGAAGACACAUGUAGAUGUUUCUGUAAAAGACAUAAUGGAGAAACCUAUAACUAAACCUAUAGAGGAACAACUGAAGACACAUACAGACACUCCUAAAAUGGACGUAGUGAAGAAACCUGUUGAAGAACCAUUGAAGACAUCUACAGAUGUUUCUGUAAAGAACAUAGUGGAGAAACCUGCAGAGAAAUCACUGAAGACACGCACAGAGAUUGUAGAGGGAACAAGGAAGACACCUGUAGAUGGAGCUUCAAUAGAUCAAACACAAUCUAGUGAAGUGCUGCAGGAGAAAGCAGCCAAAACCCUACAUGAGAACCCAACAAAGCCUUCAGGAACACUGACUACAAAGAAUAAAGAAGAUGAUACAGUUGAACAAGUCUCAAUAGCACAUGCAACUGUAGUAGAGGCUCUACUCGAACCCAGACAGGCCGAAAACCAGCCUACAAGUGGAAAUGGGGAACUUUCACUAGUAUCUGCUCUGGAAACUCCAGCUAAAGAAUCAUCAACUAGAUCAACAACAGAACCGACCAAAGAACCCCAUGUGACAGCCCUGGAAGAGAACCACAGACUGAACAGUCAAGCUAAAUUGAACGUCAAAAGUAAAACCAUGUGUUCCUUCUGCAAGCUGCCCAUAGAUGGAAAUGUGAAAAUCUCCAUCAACAUUCCUGCCAUUUGUUGCCAUCCGGAUUGUUUCAAGUGUAAUGGUUGUGGCCAUCCUCUGGGUGAUCUCUCUUCAUAUAUGUACCACUAUGCUGGGAAAAUCCUCUGCGAGAAGUGCUUUGAGCAAAUCUUCCAGCUCUGAUGAGUCAUCCUACUGCAACCUACUCCACUACAACUUAUCACCAUGACACCCAAGCACAUCUCAGUGUCUACCAGCAAGUUUGCUGUAAUUUAGCACUAAUUUUUAAAAAACAACAACAAAAAAUCAGUUUUUAUCAGUAGAGGAACUUUAAAACGUCGUAGGUUUAUUGUACAUAAAUUUAACACCAUUUUUCAUUAAAUGGUCAUGCUGUGUGUGCAUGUCUUGCUAUUUACUGAUAAAAUUCCCCAUGGGGUUUAAUGAAGGAUUUCUCUCUU